This is a messenger RNA of Coccinella septempunctata (seven-spotted ladybird), 2411 nucleotides long. Its product is annotated as protein LSM14 homolog B. NCBI's taxonomy places the organism in Eukaryota, Metazoa, Arthropoda, Insecta, Coleoptera, Coccinellidae. Gene Ontology annotation, biological process: P-body assembly; cytoplasmic stress granule assembly. The coding region runs from base 110 to 1846 and encodes 578 amino acids. The record is from RefSeq and is a predicted model, not a curated record. Gene Ontology annotation, cellular component: P-body. Gene Ontology annotation, molecular function: mRNA binding. The transcript has 7 exons.
GUUUUGAUAACGCCAUUCAUCGGUUGAUUUCCAAGAAGAAUUUUGUGUAGUGGUGAAUGUGAAUCAAUUAACAUCUUGUUCAUCCAUAAUCAAUUACGGAUAAUUCAAAAUGAGUACAGGAAUGCCGGAGCUGGGCUCCAAAAUAAGUCUAAUAUCUAAGGCAGAUAUUAGAUAUGAGGGACGUUUAUUUACAGUUGACCCCCAAGAAUGUACUAUAGCUUUAUCCUCUGUGAGGUCUUUUGGUACUGAGGAAAGGGAGACAACAUGUCCUAUUCCUGCUCAAAAUCAAGUCUACGAUUACAUUUUGUUCCGUGGCUCGGACAUCAAAGAUAUAAGGGUGCUUAAUAGUGUUCCACCUCAAGCUCUCAAUGAUCCUGCCAUAAUGCAGCUUUCAGUACCGCCAUCUUUAGGGCAUCAGCAGUUUGGUGGACACUCAGUUGUAGGACAUAUAUCUGUACCUACUAUGGCACAAUAUGGAGGAGCUUUUGGAGGUAUGGGAAUGGGUGCCAUGCCUAGUGGAUUAGCUCCUGGCAUGGGUGUACCCAAUAGGGGAUUAUCAAGCAAACAAAGUGAGUUGAUCAUGCCAGGUUCUACUACUGAAACUGUCAAUGUUAUUUCUCCACACGUUGAACCCACUAGGCCCACUACAAAUGACGCAUUUUUAGAUAACAUAAUUGGAGCCUCAAGAAGUACAACCCCAGUCAGUUUACAUUCCCACAAGUCAUCAGGGGUCGAUCAGAGCGUACAGACUGGAAAUUCGUCUAAAAAAGAUGACAAAAAAGGUGGAUCCAUGCAGGGCCAAAAUCAACAGAGGAACAACGAUUCCAGAAGAAGGGGUUCGAGGUCACGUGAAAGGAAUGACUCCAGAGGUCAAUCUGGCGAAGGACAGGAUCAGUCACAAAACCGUCAACAAUACAGGGGUGUACGGAAUCAAAAUUAUCAGAACUACGGCUAUCAAUCCAGAGACAUGGGAAUGAACCAGAGAGGAGGUUGGAUUCAGAGAGGGCCACCGAGAGCACGUGGUGGCAACAGGCCGAGAGGAGGACAGGGCGGAUACAGACCUAUGAAUCAGAACCAGGGCGGACUCAAUCCCAACCAACAGGGUGGCAAGAAGAAGAACACAUUGAAAUUCGAUAACGAUUACGAUUUCGACAAAGCAAACACCGAAUUCGAAGAGUUGAGAAGUCAGUUGUCGAAGUUGAAGGUUGACGAAGCCAGCAGUACAGGAACAACAAAAUCAGAGGUUACCAACACAACACUGAGCGUCAUCAAUGGUGAAAGCGAGAAAAAGGAUGAUUCUGGUAAUGAAACGGGGGCAGGUGAAACAGAGCAGGAGGAGGAGCACGAGGUAUUCUACGACAAGAAAAAGUCCUUCUUCGACAAGAUUUCUUGCGAGGCAGUGGAAAGGGCCAAGGGUAAAACGCAGAGAACGGAUUGGCGUCAGGAACGCAAACUCAAUUCGGAAACGUUUGGAGUUGCGGCAACGCGGAGGGGAAAUUUCAGGGGACGUGGCGGUUUCCGAGGUGGCAUGGGUUACAGAGGGGGCUUCAGGAACGGUUAUCGGCCACAACAACAGCGAAGGGAUCAAGGUGGCCCAGGUAAAGUGACGUAUCCCAUCAUGAAUUACAAGCCUCCUACUCGCACGCCAAUAGUAGAAGACGCGACUUCGGAAAAAACCACUUCCGUUGUCGAAACGACGGAAGCCAAAGUAGAAGAGGUCGAACAACCUCAAGUAGAAGUUCUUGACUUGACCAAUUUGAUCGAGACAAUCGAAGCAUGUCCGGGACUUGCCGAGGAGUCGGUUGACCAAAACAACCCGCCCGUUGAAGUCGAGGCUAACAAUUGAUACAAUACAAAGUAUAAAAAUUGCUGACACAGGAAGGAUGAUUUGAAACUGACUGAUCAAAAAUCGGAAAAUAAAAUAUCAGUAGUUCAGAUACAUUAAGAAUUCUGUGAUUUCUUGGUACGCAAAAUUUAAACGGGAAUAUAGAUCUUGGUUGAGUAUUUAUCGAAAUUAUUACCUGGCGUCAGUGUUAAAUUGCAAUUGAAAAGGCGUACCUUAAGUGAUAAAACUUUUAUUUUAUAUACAAAAAGGCAGAAAAUUUAAAAAGAAUGUGGUUGUACUAACUGCCAAUUAGGAAUAAUCAUUUCAUUUUUUUUAAAUUAAACUCAAACAAAAGGUUCAGUUAGAACGGUUUUUGAGUUAGUCGGAAAUGUAUGUUUGAUUUGUGGGUGAAAUUCUUUUCUGUGAAAAAAUUUUGGUUCUAACUGGUUGACCUUUAAUACACAAAAUCUGAUUGUAUUAAAACAUUGGUUGUUAUAAUAUAUUGAGAUAAUAGGUACUGUUAAUCAUAGACUUUGUAAUAAUGUAAUAAAUUUGAAUAAUUGUGAAAUAAAACUUCGUACUAAAA